AGCUGGGCCCAACUUCCCCAGUGCCUGCCAGAAGAGCUUGUCCUGGAGACACAAAGAGUGUGGUACUGGUGGAUGGCCUCGGGCUGCGGUCUCUGUCUCCCCCAGCCCCAGCGAAGAACAGAGUCUGCGCCUCUUCCCUGGGGCCUGCACAGAGCAGAGGGAUGGGCGAGCUGGCUUCCUCAGAACCUCCUGCCGUGCACAAACUGGGGGCUUGUUUUGGACCUAGUAGGCCGUGCCGCUGACCUGCCCACCGCCCACCAGGAUGAGCAAACUGCCCGGGGAGCUGGCCGGCGACUUGGAGCGCAGCCUGCCGGCAGUGGCCUCCCUGGGCUCAUCGCUGUCCCACAACCAGAGCUUCUCGCCACACUUUCUCCUGCCACCUCCAGAGAAGCGCCGGGCCAUCUCGGAUGUGCGCCGCACCUUCUGUCUCUUUGUCACCUUUGACCUGCUCUUCGUCUCCCUGCUCUGGAUCAUUGAGCUAAACACCAACAAAGGCAUCUGGAAGAGCCUGGAGCAGGAGAUCAUCCACUAUAACUUUAAAACUUCCUUCUUUGACAUCUUUGUCCUGGCCUUCUUCCGCUUCUCUGGGCUGCUCCUGGGCUACGCUGUGCUGAGGCUCCGGCACUGGUGGGUGAUUGCGGUCACCACGCUGGUAUCUAGUGCCUUCCUCAUUGUCAAGGUCAUCCUCUCUGAGCUGCUCAGCAAAGGGGCGUUUGGCUACCUGCUCCCCAUCGUGUCCUUUGUCCUUGCCUGGUUGGAAACCUGGUUCCUUGACUUCAAAGUCCUACCCCAGGAGGCUGAGGAGGAACGAUGGUAUCUUGCUGCCCAGGCUGCUGUCACUCGUGGACCCCUACUCUUCUCGGGCCCUCUGUCUGAGGGCCAGUUCUAUUCGCCCCCAGAAUCCUUUGCAGGGUCUGACAAUGAAUCAGACGAAGAAGUUGCUGGGAAGAAAAGCUUCUCUGCCCAGGAGCGGGAGUACAUCCGCCAGGGGAAGGAGGCCAUGGCGGUGGUGGACCAGAUCUUGGCCCAGGAGGAGAACUGGAAGUUCGAGAAGAAUAACGAAUACGGGGACACUGUGUACACCAUCGAGGUUCCCUUUCACGGCAAAACAUUCAUCCUGAAGACCUUCCUGCCCUGCCCGGCGGAGCUGGUUUACCAGGAGGUGAUCCUGCAGCCUGAGAGGAUGGUGCUGUGGAACAAGACGGUGACUGCCUGCCAGAUCCUGCAGCGAGUGGAAGACAACACCCUCAUCUCCUACGAUGUGUCUGCAGGAGCUGCGGGCGGGGUGGUCUCCCCCAGGGAUUUUGUGAACGCCCGACGCAUCGAGCGGCGCAGAGACCGAUACUUGUCAUCGGGCAUUGCCACCACCCACUGCGCCAAGCCCCCAACACACAAAUAUGUCAGGGGAGAGAACGGUCCUGGGGGCUUCAUCGUGCUCAAGUCGGCCAGUAACCCCCGAGUCUGCACCUUCAUCUGGAUCCUCAAUACGGAUCUCAAGGGCCGCCUGCCGCGGUACCUCAUCCACCAGAGCCUCGCAGCCACCAUGUUUGAAUUUGCCUUCCACCUGCGGCAGCGUGUCGGGGAGCUGGGGGCCCGAGCCUAACCAUGUGUCCCCUCGGCCACCCUGCGGGCCAGGGUCCUGCCGCCGCAGCCUCCAGAGCCAGAGGAGGGGCCAGAUGGCCUUCCCACUGCUGCUCGCCCAGGCCCGGCCUCAGGAGUGGGGAGGGGGCAGGGCCUCGAGGGCAGAGCCUUGGC
This is a messenger RNA of Choloepus didactylus (southern two-toed sloth), 1755 nucleotides long. It is a transcript of the gene STARD3, whose product is annotated as StAR related lipid transfer domain containing 3. Gene Ontology annotation, cellular component: late endosome. The record is from RefSeq and is a predicted model, not a curated record. The coding region runs from base 263 to 1603 and encodes 446 amino acids. Gene Ontology annotation, molecular function: cholesterol transfer activity; cholesterol binding. The transcript has 15 exons. NCBI's taxonomy places the organism in Eukaryota, Metazoa, Chordata, Mammalia, Pilosa, Megalonychidae.